Molecule: messenger RNA, 1625 nt
Organism: Ilyonectria robusta
Lineage: Eukaryota; Fungi; Ascomycota; Sordariomycetes; Hypocreales; Nectriaceae
Exons: 2
Coding region: 1-1578 (525 amino acids)
Source: RefSeq, a predicted model, not a curated record
AUGAAAGAGAAGAUAACCGAACUCUACUACGACAAUGGAUAUCAGUUACGACUAGUCAAGGAUAUCAUGUGGUCGAUAUACCAGUUUGGGGAGCAAGACAGGAACGCGUAUAAUAGACGCUUCAAGAAAUGGGGUAUCUCCAAAAACAAGAACACAGUGGGCUCACAAGAUCGAACGAGAGCUCGGGCAGUACAUAAAGCCCCUCAUCAACGUGUCCAAGAAUUGGUGCUAGCAGCCGAUGAGUUUGACAUGCAUAUGCAUAUGACAAUUGAAGUACCUGAAACACUUCAGUUCAAGCAGUUUGAACAUCAUGAGGUGGUCCUAAAGAGUGUGGAUGACUUCAUUUAUGGAGUGUUCGACUCGGGGAAAGAGGGCUGGUCCGCGGACGUCACAAGUUUCAUAGACCCGGAUCGCAAGAGAUGCUCUGCAACCUAUCAUUGGCGAGUCCUCUCUGACCGAUGCCACAGCGUCGCGCUGCUGAUUCGUGCCAAUCUACAUUCAAAAGCAGAGAUGACCUUGGAAAAUCUCUUUCAGAAUCUGGCAACUGUGGACAAUUAUCGACACCCGGCGUUUAUGGUCGAAUUCUGGCGACUGUGCAUCCGCAUUCAGGGAAUCGACUGUCACAUCCCUAGAGCCAAUGCUAUGAGCCGACUUUUUCGGGUAAUCAAAAUAACACAACAAGUCGGCAGCCCUGUUCACCGACUCAUCAGCUCGCUCAGCUCUGUUGACGCAAAGGAUCUGAGAAACGUACUACGCAUCGGAUAUGUCAAGGCCAUCAGGACAUUUUCAGUUCUCAUCGGAGAUGAGAAUGUCAUGAUUCUCGAUAUGUUAUCUUUCUAUUGCAAAUUCUUCACCACAGCAUUUCUUACACGGCAAACCCUAAUUGCGAAGUUCGACUAUGUAUGGCACCAGACGUACGAAUUGCGCCUUAACAACAGUACGGCAAGGGUUGCCAUAGACUAUGCGUUCGCUUAUGCCGCGUAUUACGUUAUUGACGCACCUUAUCUCGCUAUCGGCAUGGCCCAGACUCUCCGAGACACCAUUGCCAAUGGCCCCUGUCUCAUUGGGCGUUUAGAGUGGACACUUGAGACCGAGGCCUUCUCAUUCUCUUCCAAAAUUGUGGCAGAACUACAUAGACAACGGGCCAACCGAGCAGAGAAUUGGCAAGCCGCAAGUGGAGAUUACAGUAGGUGUUGCGCAUCUAUGCAGGGCGCCAUUACCAAGUUGGAGCAUGGCGACAGGGAUUGUCGAACUCGAGCAGCGAUGCUAUCCAAAGUUCUCAACCGAUGGCUUGUGGAGUGGGAAUUGCAGAAAGAAGCUGAUGAGGAAGCGUUGCGGACUAGAAGAAUCGAGGACAGUAUUUUAGGAAAACCUUGUACGAGGUGCGUGCGCAACCAAUACUGUACAAAGUGUGCAUGCGCCCUCGAAAACGGCAAGUUACGAGACGAAGGCUGCAAUCGAUGCAAGGAGCACAAGCUCUCUCGAAUGUGCCAGAAGUGCGCUGCUCGCCAGAAGAAUAUUGGAUGGAAACCUUCAGACAAGUGGCUCCAAGUUCGCGGGAGGGUACGACCUUCUUAACCAUGGGAAAUAUGUGGGAAGCUGGCUAUUAUGCGUUGGAAACCGCC